Ceratosolen solmsi marchali is the source of this 4001-nucleotide messenger RNA. RefSeq names its product tetratricopeptide repeat protein 21B. Gene Ontology annotation, biological process: protein localization to cilium; intraciliary retrograde transport. NCBI's taxonomy places the organism in Eukaryota, Metazoa, Arthropoda, Insecta, Hymenoptera, Agaonidae. Gene Ontology annotation, molecular function: protein binding. Bases 36 to 3956 code for a protein of 1306 amino acids. The transcript has 13 exons. The record is from RefSeq and is a predicted model, not a curated record. Gene Ontology annotation, cellular component: intraciliary transport particle A.
ACAUUGACUCUAUAUUUAAAUAAUUAUUUACAAAAAUGGAAGAAAUAGAAUAUGAAAGCAUUAUUCAAUGGUACUGUCAGAAACAGUACUUCAGUGAUAUGCUAUCUUAUGCAAGACAGGCUGUAGAUGCAUAUUCUUCUAACGAAAGAUUGAGAGUAUUACUAGCAUUGUCAUUUACUUUAAAUAAUCAUUACAAAGAUGCAUUUAAGGAGACUUCCUCACUGGCAUCUGCAGAAGACUACGCAGUUGCCUUUUUGUCGGCUUUGCAUAUUCAAAGUCAUAUCUACAAAAAUCAAGAAACAACUGAUCGAUUGGCUAUAGCUCAGAUUGAUACAAAAAUCAAAGAAAAUCGAAAGAAAGCUUCUGCUGAGGCACUGUCCCUUGCUGCGAUGAUUCUCCUUCUAUUUAAAAAGUUCGAUAGUGCAAAAGAAUAUUCCGAUCGAGCUUAUAUACUUAGUCCAUUAGAUAUUUUUGUUCUUCUGUCAAAAGGAUGGUGUUCAAUGACUUCUGACGAUUUGACACAAAAUCCUGGUAACUACUUUGAAAUGAUCUUGAAAGAGAAUAAUAAACAUUUCAAUGCAAAAUAUCGAGAACUACGAGGCGAUCAUUCUGGGGCAAUUCUUAUAUUAAAUCAAUUAAUAGUGCGAUAUCCUAAAAUAUCCGCCCCAUUGGUUGAGAAGAUCAACAAUUUAUUGGCACUGAAGGAGUGGGAGCAAGCUGCCGAGAUAUCUAAUAGAAUCUUAUCAUUCGACAACUCUAAUAUCGAUGUCUUUAAAUUAAAGGCCUUGAUUGUGAUAUGUAGGGAAGGAAAUUAUAACGAAGCUGUUAAGCACGUUCAAGCAUUUUUUCGAAAUCUCAUACUUGCCGAGUCCAAAAAUAUCAAUCUUUUCAUCGACAAUAUUAAGCUCUUCUCGAGAAUCGCUGUAAAGAACGAGAGCAUUAUUUCCGAGCUUUUCAAGUUCGUCGACAAAAUGCAACAGCAGAACCCAGGAAAUGCGGCGCUAAUGGUUCAGCUUGGUAAUAUGUGUAUCCUCAUGGAUAAGUACCAGGAGGCAGAGAAUUGGUACCGUGGAACGGUGCGUCUUGACGAGUCAUCGUACGACGGUUUGAUGGGCCUUGCACGCUGCCAACUUCAGGACGUGUCUUGUGAAGUUGAGAAUCUCGCGAAGCAGCAACUCGAAUUCCUUACGGAGCUUCACUCGUCUAGCCAUCCCAGUUCCAAGCUACUCUUUAUGUUUGCGAAGCUCUAUCGCAACAAUUCGCAGAAGGCACUCGAGCACUUGGAUAAGGCUGCCUUGGCUUUAAUUGAGAAUUGCUCUUGUUACUGCUACGGUUAUGAAUAUUUAAACAAGCUCAAUACUGAUUUAUGCAUGGAUAUUGUGCAAGAAUAUCUUCAUCAUUCACCAAACAGUAAUGUACUUAAAAGCAGCGAAAUUGAAAAGAGUUCGUGUAUCAGGCUGCUGGAAAUUGUUAUAGAAGCUAAUCCCGGACUUGGCGCUGCUUUACUAUUGAUGGGAAGAAUUAAAAUGCAGUUCGGAGAUUUGAAUGGAGCUGUAGUUGUUUUAAAGAAAUUAUUGGAUUCAGUUGAUAGAACUAAUGCAGCAGGUCAUUUAUUAAUGGCUCGAAUUCUCGUCAAACAGGGCCAUUACGAAAGUGCCUCGCAAACUUUAGAAGUAGGUUUGAGUUACAAUUUUCAGGUCAGAGACGAUCCAGUUUACCAUAUGAUUAUUGGUACAGUGGCAAAGGAAAGUGGAGAUCUUGAAGGUGCUAUUAAGAAUCUAAAUAAGGCGAUGUCGCUUGCCGGUUUGAGUCCGAAUCAAGAAACAAUGGAACCCGUAAUUAAUAUCACCGUAUCGGACAAGGCGACGCUUUAUUUAGAACUGAUAUCAGCAUACUUGGAUCUACGGAAAUUUGACGAUGCAACAACAUUGAUCGAAGAUGCCCGAGCGCAGCUUCUUUCUAGUCCGGAAGAGGGUCGUAUCAUUAUCGGCCAUGCGGAGCUAUACUUGGCUAUGGAUGAACUUGAUCAGGCAAUAGAAAUGCUUUCAAGUAUUGGACCUGGAGAGCCGUAUUAUGUGCAAGCUCAUACCAAACUUGCUGAUAUACAUCUACAACGUAGAAAGGAUCGGAACUCGUUUGCCAAGUGCUUUAGAGAUUUGGUGGAAAAUUGUCCUGGUUCCGAGACGUAUAACAUGUUGGGUGACGCUUACAUGUCAAUUCAAGAGCCAGAGCGUGCAAUCGAGGCUUAUGAAUUGUCGCAAAAAAAUAAUCCCAAGAACAAGGCACUUGCAAAAAAAAUGGGAAUUGCACUGAUGAAGACACAUCAGUACUCUAAAGCCAUUAGCUACUACAAGGAGGUAGUCAAAGUGGAAGGAUGCAGGGAAUUAAAGCUGGAUAUGGCCGAACUUUUAAUGAAGCUUAAGCAAUUUGAUAAAGCAGAGGAGGCUUUAGUUGAGGAGCUCAAUGAUGGCCGAGGAGUCAAUGAUAUUCAGACUUUGGAAAUGCGAGGAAAACAGUUAUUACUGCUUGCAAAAGUGCGGGAAAAAGCAGGUAACUUAAAAGGAGCUUUAACUACAUUGAGCGAAGCUAAGGAAAAUCAAGUUCGAUACGCUCAAAGAGCAACGAUGUUACCGAAUCUGCUAGAUCAGAAGAACGUAUUAGCUGAUAUUUGUUUCACAAUGGCUGAACAUUCAUCAUCGAUAAGGCAGUUUAUCCCAGCGGUAGAUUAUUAUAAGGAAACUCUCUCCUACAAGCCCAAUGAUGUUAAAGCCUUGUUGUCCUUAGCAAAAUUAUAUAUGCAGAUGAACGAACUGGAUAAGUGCACACAAUACUGUCAAAUUCUCUUAAACACGGACCCCAACAAUGAAGCAGCAUGCGUCAUGAUGGCUGAUUUGGCUUUUCGAAAAGUGGACUUCGAUACCGCAGCGUUUCAUUUUCGACAGCUAUUACUUCAAAAACCAACGUACUGGACUGCUUUAGCUCGACUAAUUGAAGUUUCCCGCAGGACUGGGAAUAUUGACGAUCUCAGCGAAUGGUUAACGAGGGCAGAAAGUGCCAUGGAUAGGGCCAAGCCCGAUCCUGGAUUCUAUUACUGUUCGGGUCUUCUCGACUGGCGGAUCGGUAAACUCGGCUCGGCCUUGACGAAAUUCAACGCGGUCCGACGCGAUCCCGAAUGGGGACAACAGGCUAUUUACAACAUGAUCGAGAUCUGCCUGGAUCCCGAUGAUGACUCUACAUUGUCCAGAGAAAUAUUCAUUGAUGAUGAGACGGAUGUUGAUGAUUCUAAGAGUAUGGCGCUUAAAAAUGCGCAGAAGCUUUUGCAGGAGUUAAAUCCAAAGGGAAAUCCUCAGGAGAUGUUAACGCAUCGGUUAUUGAGCAAUUUUAUCCUGCUCGCUUCGAAACAGAAGCACAAUAUCGAACAAGCUCUCCAGGAUUGCACGGCUUUAGCAAGCCAGGAGGUUCUUCGGGAUCACGUAGGACCGGCUCUAGGACUUGCAACGGCUCAUAUUCUCCUUAAGCAGACGCCACGCGCACGAAACCAUUUAAAACGCGUUAGUAAGAAUACGUGGACAUUCGAGGAUGCCGAAUACUUGGAACGUUGCUGGCUGUUGUUGGCCGAGAUCUACGUGCAGUCGAGCAAAUAUGAUCUCGCUUCGGAGCUCCUGAAGCGAGUGCUUCAGCAUAAUGUAACUUGUGUGAGGGCCCACGAGCUCUCGGGUCACAUCUCCGAGAAGGAGCAGAGUUACCGGGAAGCGGCUACGAAGUAUGCUCAGGCAUGGAAGUACGGGGGUAAAUUCAAGCUGAACAUUGGCUACAGGUUGGCUUACUGUUACCUCAAGAGCAAACAGUACGCAAAUGCCAUCGACGUGUGCUACGAGGUGCUCAAGAUUAAUCCCGACUAUCCGCGGAUCAAAAAGGAUAUCUUGGAAAAAAGUAUGCACAACAUUAGGACCUAGAGACGAGAUACGAGUAUAAGGGUGUAAUUGAUGAAUUUUUAAUUU